This is a messenger RNA of Dioszegia hungarica, 2766 nucleotides long. Its product is annotated as phosphate transporter. The record is from RefSeq and is a predicted model, not a curated record. Gene Ontology annotation, cellular component: membrane. Lineage: Eukaryota; Fungi; Basidiomycota; Tremellomycetes; Tremellales; Bulleribasidiaceae. Bases 1 to 2766 code for a protein of 921 amino acids. Gene Ontology annotation, biological process: monoatomic anion transmembrane transport; phosphate ion transport; polyphosphate metabolic process. The transcript has 11 exons. Gene Ontology annotation, molecular function: phosphate transmembrane transporter activity.
AUGAAGUUUGGAACGCUCCUAGAGCUGAAUAGCAAUAUCGAGUGGUGGAACCACUAUGUCGACUAUGAUGCGCUCAAAAAGCUCUUCCCCUCCAACCCGCUCGAUCCGACCUAUCACUCCACCCAGCAAGAGUCCGACUCGUUGCUGCCUACCCACCGAACCUCUUCCGACAAGUACGCCUCGCCCGAAGAGUUCCGUAUCGCCCUGGACCGGGAGAAGGACAAGGUGGCCGAGUUCUACUCGUCCAAGCUUGCCGAGCUGCGGAAGGGUUACUUGACGGUCGUCGAGGAGACUACGGCGCUCGAGGAUCGGGAGCUCGGUGGGGAGGAUACGAUCAAAGAGGAGCCGGAGGAUGAGGAGGAUGAUGCGGAGGACGGGGAUAUGGAGGAGGGAGGGCUGUUGACUCGCCGAGAUAGCCAACAGCGGUCUUCUCCUCGCCGACCGAUGGCGCGGUCCCGGACGUCCAUGUUUGGCCGGCUGGGCGGGUGGGGGAGUCGUCGCAAGAGCUUCAUGCCUACGACGGGACACGAGACGGACCUCGUCGAAGCCUCGAUCCCGCCCAUGCUGCGUCAAGCGGGCCGAAGCCGGAGCAUGUCGCAGUCCAACCACAGCCUCUCUGCUUCGGGUUACGACGACCCGGCCAAUAAGGCUAAAAACCCGCGCCGGUCAAGCGAUCUUGAAUCGGACGAUGCGGCGGCGGCAGGGGAGCACGUCCGUCGGCCCUCGACAUCGUCCAAUUCGUCCCACGAGCGCGAUGCGUUCUAUCCCAGGCGCAAGCUCCAGGCGCUGGGCCUGGUGGAGAUGGAUGUGGACACGGCGGAUAUGCCCGAGCCGGAGCAAGAGGAGGAGGUCGAGGAGGGCCGACCGGUCUUCGUGUGGACGGGGAAUAACGACCAUGCCACGGUCAUGCGGAUCGGGUUCAAGAAGCGUAUCUCGGCGGUAUGGCUCGAAGCUUAUGCUUUGAAGCAGUAUGUCGAGUUGAACUUGACUGCGUUUGAAAAGAUUCUAAAGAAGUAUGACAAGAACACCAACUCCAAGCUCAAAAAAGAAUACGUCGCGAAUGUCGUGCUCAAGUCAUGCCCAUGGGCCGAAUCCGACAAGGCUACCCUGGACGCCCUCCUCGCGCGCAUUCUGUUCCUGUACCGCCGCGUCGCCGCGAACGGGGACGAAGAACUCGCCAAGGAUCAGCUCCGCUCGCAACUCCGCGAAAAGGUCGUCGUCGACCGCGAGACGGUCUGGUCCCAGAUGGUUUCUGGACACCGGGGCCAGGGGAUCUUCCGGUCCGUCGAGCCAGAACUGGUCGUGACGGGCGAGACAAAGCGGUCUUUCCGGACCCCGCUUGGCAGGCUGAGGAUACCGGAUUGGUUCUCUGCCAAAGGGCUCAUCUUUGGCUUGGCCGUCGGUGUGCUGGUGGCUAUUGUGGGGAUUCAGCCGUUUGAGCGGGUAGAGGAGAGUAAUUGCCUGGCGAUGCUUGUCUUCUGUACCAUCCUGUGGGCGACAGAGGCAAUUCCCCUCUUUGUCACGUCGCUCUCAGUCCCGAUGCUCGUCGUUCUUCUUAGGGUCAUCCGGUCUGGCGAUUCGGCAGACCGCCGACUAUCCGCCUCGGACGCUACAAAAUACAUCUUUUCGCAAAUGUUCUCACCGACCAUCAUGCUCCUCAUUGGCGGGUUCACUAUCGCGGCGGUACUCUCCAAGACCAGGUUGGACGUCAUGACCGCCACCCGGAUCCUUAACGCCGCGGGGACACGCCCGAGCGUGGUCUUGCUGGUUUUGAUGGCGGUCGCCACGUUCGCCUCGAUGUGGAUCAGUAACGUCGCUGCUCCGACCCUGUGCUACGCCCUCAUCAAGCCCAUUACCAAUGAGCUACCGCCCAAAUCCGUCUUUUCUCGCGCUCUCAUCAUCGCCAUCGCCCUCGCAGCCAACAUAGGCGGCCAAGCCUCCCCCAUCUCCUCCCCGCAAAACCUCAUCGCCCUCGGCGCCAUGGAUCCCCCCUUAUCAUGGCUCGAAUGGUUCGCCAUCUCCAUCCCCGUCUCGUCCCUCUCCGUCCUUGUCAUCUGGGCCUUCCUGCACCUCAACUAUCGGUGGGAGUCGGACCUUCGGAUCCCCAAGAUGCGGAAGAAUACCGAUACGCUCACGAUGCAGCAUUACUAUGUGCUGGCGGUUAGCGGCGGGACGAUUCUGUUGUGGUGUUUCGAGAAGAAUAUGGAGGGGUGGGUGGGGGAUAUGGGCGUUGUCGCCAUCCUACCGCUGCUCGCUUUCUUUGGAACGGGCAUUCUGUCCAAGGAAGACUUCCACCACUUCCACUGGUCCAUCGUCUUUUUGGCGAUGGGCGGUAUCGCGCUCGGCAAAGCCACACUCUCCUCGGGACUCCUGGACGACCUCGACAGGGUGCUCGAAAACCUCGUGGACGGGCUAGGGCUCUACAGUAUCCUCGCCAUCUUCUCGGCUCUAGCGCUUGUCAUUGCCACAUUUAUCUCACACACUAUCGCCGCGGUACUGCUCGUACCCAUCGCCACCCGGAUCGGGGAGUCGCUAGACGAGCCCCACCCCCGAUUAUUGAUCAUGAUCACGGCGCUGAUUUGUUCGGCGGGGAUGGGGCUGCCCGUUUCGGGCUUCCCGAAUAUGACGGCGAUUACGCAGGAGAAUAAGUUGGGGCAGAGGUUUAUCGGCGCGAGUGAUUUUUUGCGGAAUGGGAUCCCGGCGAGUAUGCUCGCUACUUUUGUGAUUGCAACUGUGGGAUACGCUAUAAUGAGGGCGAUAGGGUAA